Messenger RNA from Cantharellus anzutake, 684 nucleotides. Its product is annotated as translation protein SH3-like domain-containing protein. The record is from RefSeq and is a predicted model, not a curated record. Gene Ontology annotation, biological process: translation. Gene Ontology annotation, molecular function: structural constituent of ribosome. The transcript is spliced from 2 exons. Bases 64 to 663 code for a protein of 199 amino acids. Gene Ontology annotation, cellular component: ribosome; mitochondrial large ribosomal subunit. NCBI's taxonomy places the organism in Eukaryota, Fungi, Basidiomycota, Agaricomycetes, Cantharellales, Hydnaceae.
GGAUGCCUCGUUUCUCACGGUAAAGUCCGCACUCGUCCUGGUGCUGGCUGGUGCUGGUGAACCAUGACGCUGAAGGGCAUCAUUGGUGGUAGGAGUAAGAUGACAGUUAUGGAUGUUCUGUCAAAAAUUGCCACUCGCCAACCCGGUGUAACAAAACCGACGUUUAUAUCCGUGCCGCGUACGACACGCGAAUAUCCCUUUUCUAAAGUCGUCAAAGUCUCAGAACCCCAACAAUUUCUUCCGGCAUCAUUGUUGAAAGGUGCUGGCCUGAUGGCACAUGUCGACAGGACACUACCAUCCCCAACUGCCCAAUCCUUCCUCAAUCGGUUCUUCUUGGGUGCAACCCGUGGAAGCAAGAUUACACCGGGUUCCGUGGUCUCUGUUACAUCAACCAAUGGCAUCUUCGCUGGUGUUGUCAUUUCCGUGCGGAAUAAAGGUGCCGAUGCGAACUUUACCCUUCGGAACGUCAUUCAACGGACGGGCGUCGAGUUUCGAUUCAAUGUAAGUUCGCCGCAUAUAAAAGAUAUUAAGGUUAUCUCGCGUGCGGGUGGGAAGGAACCGAGGGAUGGAAAGAGGAUGAGGAGGGCCAAGCUAUUCUAUUUGAGAGAUCAACCUGCGAAGAUGACGGCUAUCUCUGCUUCAGUUAAGAAAGCAUCUCAAUAGAUGAACAUGUGCGGCCUCUCU